Messenger RNA from Cucumis sativus (cucumber), 5477 nucleotides. Its product is annotated as TMV resistance protein N. Gene Ontology annotation, molecular function: protein binding; ADP binding; ATP hydrolysis activity. The transcript has 9 exons. Gene Ontology annotation, biological process: defense response; signal transduction. Lineage: Eukaryota; Viridiplantae; Streptophyta; Magnoliopsida; Cucurbitales; Cucurbitaceae. The record is from RefSeq and is a predicted model, not a curated record. The coding region runs from base 19 to 5343 and encodes 1774 amino acids.
AAAAUUAUAAAAAAGAAGAUGGAGGAGGUCCACACAAAGAACAAUCAAAUUGUAGCAUGUGAUUUAGAGCUCUGUUUCCAUCUCAACUUCAAGACAAUUCAAAGCUCCCUUCAAUUGACUUUGGUCGCAUCUGUCAUCAUGGCCAACGAGUUCCAAGCUCAACAUGGAGACUGGACGUACGAUGUUUUCUUAAGUUUUAGAGGCGAAGAUACUCGAAAAAACUUCACAGAUCAUCUCUACUACGCAUUGAAAGAUGCAGGCAUCAAUGUCUUUCGAGACGACCCAGAGCUCCAACGAGGCGAAGACAUAAGUUCGGGGCUGGAGCGAGCAAUCGAAGGAUCGAAGGUGGCAGUUAUCGUAUUCUCGGAAAGGUAUGCGGAGUCGGGAUGGUGUUUGGAGGAGUUGGUAAAGAUCAUGGAGUGUAGAAGGACUUUGAGACAAAUGGUUUUGCCAGUAUUUUAUAAUGUGGAUCCUUCAUGUGUGAGGAAGCAAAAGGGUGAAUUUGAAGAGGCUUUUGUUAAGCAUGAAAAGGGUAAGGAUAUUGAUAAAGUUCGUAGGUGGAGAAUGGCUCUCACUGAAGCUGCUAAUGUAGCUGGUUUGGGUUUGACACAAAAUGCAAAUGGGUAUGAGGCAGAAUUCAUAAGGUCAAUUGUUAAAAUGAUAUCAAAGGAGGUGAAGAGCAAUUACUUAUUCAUAGCUCUCUAUCCAGUGGGAAUUGAAUCAAGAAUCAAACUUGUUUUACCACAUCUUCAUAUUGGUUCAAAUGAUGAUGUUAAGUUUGUAGGAAUUUUGGGGAUUGGAGGUUUGGGAAAAACCACCAUUGCAAAAGCACUUUACAAUCAACUUCAUCACAACUUUGAAGCUGCAUGCUUCCUUGCUAAUAUCAAACAAACCCCCAACCAACCCAAUGGUCUAGUUCACUUACAAAAACAACUCCUCUCUUCGAUUACAAAUUCCAGUAACAUCAAUUUCGAAAACAUGGAUCGAGGAAUCGUUGUGUUGCAAGAAAGCCUUCGUCGCAAAAAGCUUCUUUUGAUAUUAGACGAUGUAGACAAAAUAAGCCAAUUAACUGCAUUAGCAACAAGACGUGAAUGUUUCGGUUCAGGUAGUAGAAUUGUCAUAACAACUCGACAUCGACGUUUACUAAACCAGAUUGAAGUAGAUGGAAUUUGUUCCAUUGAUGUAAUGGAUGACGCUGAAGCGCUCCAACUCUUUAGUUGGCAUGCCUUUCACAAUAGUUAUCCUUCAGAAACUUUUCAUCAACUUUCAAAACGUGUUGUUAAUUAUUGUGGAGGAUUGCCAUUAGCCCUUCAAGUGUUGGGCUGUUUCCUUUUUGGCAGAAGUAGAGAAGAAUGGCAAGAUACAUUGAAGAAUUUGAAGAAAAUUCUAGAUGAUCAAAUUCAAAUAAAGCCUAAAAUAACCUUUGAUACCCACAAUGAUCACACUUGUAAAGAUAUAUAUCUUGUGAACCAAAUGUUAGAUGGGUGGGGAUCUUUUCCAAGAAUUGGUGACAUAAACAGAUUAGUGACAAGUGAUUUGUUAAGAGAUCAUACCCAACUUUUUCUUCCGAAGGAAGUGCGCCUUUCUGUACUUGGACCAAAGGUCUCAGGUGAUCAAAGAACCAUGCCCCAAACUGAAUACCUUGGUAUCUCAUUCCCAGAAGACUCGCAUUCACAGACACAAUUGCUUUUGGGUGCUCCCCAUGACAAGCUUCACGGUGCGGAUGAUAACAACGGCAGAAGCAGAAGCGAAAAAGUUCUAACCAAUGUGACAAGGGAGAUGAACAGAAAUAAGUGGACAAUUUCCUGCAUAGUUACUGUUCUUGUUAUUGCUAUCAUUCUCAUAUUAUACUUCAAACCAAGAUGGGUAUUGUCAUGGAAUAGUUGUUAUCCUUGUUUGUUAGUUGGGUUUCUUCCGUUGCUUGCAUCCGACGCCAUGGCCGACGAGCUCCGACCUCAACACGGGAAUUGGACUUACGAUGUUUUCUUGAGUUUUAGAGGUGAAGAUACUCGCAAGAACUUCACUGAUCAUCUCUACUACGCAUUCAAAGAUGCAGGCAUCAAUGUGUUUCGAGACGAUCCAGAGCUCGAACGGGGUGAAGACAUAAGUUCGGAGCUCGAGCGAGCGAUCGAAGGGUCGAAGGUGGCAGUUGUCGUAUUCUCGGAAAGGUAUGCGGAGUCGGGAUGGUGUUUGGAGGAGUUGGUAAAGAUCAUGGAGUGCAGGAGGACUUUGAGACAACUGGUUUUCCCAAUAUUUUAUAAUGUGGAUCCUUCAUGUGUGAGGAAGCAAAAGGGUGAAUUUGAAGAGGCUUUUGUUAAACAUGAAGUGCGUUAUUUUAGGGAUAUUGAUAGAGUUCUUAAGUGGAGAAUGGCUCUCACUGAAGCUGCUAAUUUAUCUGGUUGGGAUUUGAGAAACAUUGCAAAUGGACAUGAAGCGAAGUUCAUAAGGUUGAUUGUUGAAAAGGUAUCAAAGGAGGUGAACAGUAAAUACUUAUUCAUAGCUCUUUAUCCAGUGGGAAUUGAAUCAAGACUCAAACUUCUUUUAUCACAUCUUCAUAUUGGUUCAAAUGAUGUUAGAUUUGUAGGAAUUUUGGGGAUGGGAGGACUGGGUAAAACCACCGUUGCAAAAGCACUUUACAACCAGCUUUAUCACAACUUUGAAGCCAAAUGUUUCCUUUCCAAUAUCAAAGCUGAAACCUCCAAUCUAAUUCACUUACAAAAACAACUCCUCUCUUCCAUCACAAAUUCUACCAACAUCAAUCUUGGAAACAUCGACCAAGGAAUCGCAGUGUUGCAAGAAAGACUUCGUUGCAAAAGGCUUCUUCUGAUAUUAGACGAUGUAGACGACUUAAGCCAGUUAACUGCAUUAGCAACAACUCGUGAUUUGUUUGCUUCAGGUAGUAGAAUUAUCAUAACAACUCGAGAUCGACAUCUGCUAAAUCAGCUUGAAGUAGACGAAAUUUGUUCCAUCGAUGAAAUGGAUGACGAUGAAGCACUUGAACUCUUUAGUUGGCAUGCUUUUCGCAAUAGUUAUCCAUCAGAAACCUUUCAUCAACUUUCGAAACAAGUGAUCACUUAUUGUGGAGGAUUGCCAUUAGCUCUCGAAGUGUUGGGUUCUUUCCUUUUUGGUAGAAGUAGAGAAGAAUGGGAAGAUACACUGAAGAAAUUGAAGAAAAUCCCAAACGAUCAAAUUCAAAAAAAGCUUAAAAUAAGCUUUGAUGGGCUAAACGAUCAUACUUACAAAGAUAUAUUUCUCGACGUGUCAUGUUUCUUUAUUGGAAUGGAAAGAAACUACGUUGAACAAAUAUUAGAUGGGUGUGGAUUUUUUCCAAGAAUCGGAAUUAGUGUUCUUCUUCAAAGAUGUCUAUUAACAAUUGGAGACAAAAACAGAUUAAUGAUGCAUGAUUUGUUAAGAGAUAUGGGGAGAGAAAUUGUUCGUGAAAAUUUUCCAAAAUACCCUGAGAGACAUUCAAGACUUUUUCUUCAUGAGGAAGUGCUUUCUGUUCUUACAAGACAAAAGGGAACUGAUGCAACUGAAGGCCUAAGUUUGAAGUUGCCAAGAUUUAGCAAGCAGAAGUUGAGCACAAAAGCAUUUAAUGAAAUGCAAAAAUUGAGGUUACUUCAACUUAAUUUUGUUGAUGUAAAUGGAGAUUUCAAGCAUAUUUCUGAAGAGAUAAGAUGGGUUUGUUGGCACGGAUUUCCUUUGAAGUUUUUGCCUAAAGAAUUUCAUAUGGACAAAUUGGUUGCUAUGGACUUGAGAUAUAGCCAAAUCAGAUUCUUUUGGAAGGAGUCUAAGUUUCUCAAGAAUUUGAAGUUUCUUAAUCUAGGCCAUUCUCAUUACUUAACCCACACUCCAAACUUCUCCAAACUCCCCAAUCUAGAGAUACUCAGCCUCAAAGACUGCAAGAAUUUGAUUGAAUUGCACCCUACAAUUGGAGAAUUAAAAGCCCUCAUUUCCCUAAACUUAAAAGAUUGCAAAUCCCUCAAUUCACUUCCAAAUAGUUUCUCAAACUUAAAAUCCUUACAAACUCUCAUUAUUUCAGGUUGUUCAAAGCUCAAUAGUUUGCCAGAAGAUUUAGGCGAAAUUACAUCAUUAAUAACUCUAAUAGCUGAUAACACACCAAUCCAAAAAAUCCCUAACACAAUUAUAAACUUAAAAAACCUCAAAUAUUUAUCUUUAUGUGGGUGCAAAGGGUCACCAUCAAAAUCAUCAUUCUCUUCAAUGAUUUGGUCUUGGAUUUCACCAAAGAAAUUAUCUCAAAACUACACAUCAAUUCUUCUCCCUUCUUCAUUACAAGGCUUAAACUCCUUAAGAAAAUUAUGCCUUAAAAAUUGUAACUUGUCAAAUAACACAAUUCCAAAAGAUAUCGGGAGUUUGAGUUCUUUGAGAGAAUUGGAUUUGAGUGAGAAUUUAUUCCACAGUUUGCCAUCAACUAUCAGUGGCCUUUUGAAACUUGAGACACUUUUGUUGGAUAAUUGCCCUGAACUUCAAUUUAUACCAAAUUUGCCACCACAUUUGAGUUCAUUGUAUGCAUCAAACUGUACUUCAUUGGAAAGGACUUCAGAUUUGUCUAAUGUGAAGAAAAUGGGAUCUUUGUCUAUGAGUAAUUGUCCUAAACUUAUGGAGAUUCCUGGCUUGGACAAAUUAUUGGAUUCUAUUAGAGUUAUUCACAUGGAAGGAUGUAGCAACAUGUCCAAUUCCUUCAAGGAUACCAUUCUACAGGGAUGGACAGUUAGUGGAUUUGGAGGAGUAUGUCUUCCAGGCAAAGAAGUUCCAGAUUGGUUUGCAUACAAAGAUGAAGGUCACUCAAUAUUUUUAGAAUUGCCUCAGUAUAAUAAUUCCAAUUUAGAAGGCUUCAUUGUUUGCAUAGUUUACUGUUCUUGUUUUAACAACACAGUCUCAACUGACCUUCCAAGUUUAUCAGUCAUUAAUUACACAAAAUCUUCCAUUACAACCAACAAACCUCUUACCAAUGAUGUAAUAAUGUCAACUCAAGAUCACUUGUGGCAAGGCCAUUUAUCUAACAAAGCCUUCAAGAUGGAACCUGGCGAUGAAGUCGAGAUCAUCGUUGAUUUCGGUGCUGAAAUCACCGUGAAGAAAAUUGGCAUCUCGCUUGUGUUUGACAAGUAUGUCGAUCAAACAAUGUUAGAGUUUGCAUCCACCUCUAAUGAUGAUGAUGUCGUCGUGGAUAACCAAGAUGAAAAUGUAAGUGAAAAGGAUGGAGAAGUUGGGAGCAAGAGAGGUUUUGACGAGAAUGAUGAUGAAGGAUUGAAAAAUUCAUACCAAAUUCCCAAAAGGUUGAAGUGUGAGAUUGAUUCUAACAUGAAAAUUGAUGAGGAGUAGAAGCAAAAAGAAAGAGUCUGAUAUUGAAGUCAUAUUACUCUUAUAGUAUUCUUGAACCUCCAACGUUAACACUGUGAUAUGUCGAUUAUGAUCUUUUAUAAUUUAAUUCUUAUCAACUUGUUUAAGUUUCUAUA